AUGUCAGUGAUGGCCUCAGUGAGACACUUGGUCUCCUUCCUGUGCUUUCUACAGAAACUCCAGGUGGCUUUGAAUGAGGCUUGGGGAGUGCUUCAGACUUGGGCUCCCCAGAUGAAGGGUCUGAGGCUGGCGCUAAUGCCGGGGCAUUCUCGUGUCAGGAUGGUAGCCACGUUGCUCUUAGGGAUCAUUUUUCUCCCAAACAUACACUGUGACAUGGAAUCGGUGCAUUACUCUUCCUACGAAAUAAUCAUCCCCGAGAGUCUGACGCCCAUGGAAAGUGAGGACCCAGUACAAAAGGCAUCCUAUAUGCUACUUAUGCAAGGCCACGAGCAGGUGGUUCACCUGAGGUUGAAGAGAGACUAUUUUGUGGAUAACUUUCCCAUCUACAGUUACCACAAUGGCAUCCUGGGAAAAGAAAUGCCCUUCAUGUCACAAGACUGCCACUAUGAAGGCUACAUAGAAGGAGUGCCGCAGUCUUUUGUCUCUGUUAACACCUGUUCAGGCCUCAGGGGCCUCCUGAAUAUGGAGAAAACAUCCUAUGGCAUUGAGCCCGUGCUCUCUUCCAAGCGCUUUGAACACGUCCUAUACACCAUGGCACAUCAAGCUCGAGUCUCCUGUAAUGUCACCUCCAAAGACAGCCAGGUGGUGUCCGCCAACCAGCAACAAGGGAGCAGGAAGCCUCCUAACCUACGGGCGCUGUCCUACUUGUGGUCACACACCAAAUACGUGGAGAUGUUUGUCGUGGUCAACAACCUGCGGUUCCAGAUGUGGGGCAGCAACAUCAACGAGACAGUCCGGGGAGUAGUGGACAUCAUUGCUCUGGCCAACGGUUUCACUAGGGGAAUAAACACAGAGGUGGUGCUGGCUGGAAUGGAGAUCUGGACUGAGGGGGACCUGAUAGAGGUCCCAGAGGACCUGCAAGUUACACUGAGGAGUUUCAAUAGCUGGAGACAAGAGAGGCUCUUCCACCGAGUGAAGCACGAUGUUGCCCACAUGAUCGUUGGACAGCAUCCUGGAGGGCACACGGGCCAGGCAUUUCUCAACGGUGCCUGUUCAAGUGGUUUUGCGGCAGCUGUGGAGUCCUUCCACCAUGAAGACGUCCUCCUGUUUGCAGCACUCAUGGUCCAUGAGCUCGGGCACAACCUGGGGAUCCGGCAUGACCACUCGGCCUGCAUUUGUAAAGAUAAGCACUUUUGCCUCAUGCGUGAAAAUAUUACUAAGGAAAGUGGCUUCAGCAACUGCAGCGCUGACUACUUCUACCAUUUCCUUCAUGAACACAAAGGGGCUUGCCUGUUUAACAAGCCACGUCACAAAAGCCGCAAGCGCAGGGCUUCCACUUGUGGAAAUGGUGUGGUGGAGGACUCGGAGCAGUGUGACUGUGGCAGUGCCUGUGACGGUCACCCAUGCUGUGAACCAACAUGUACACUGAAGGUGCACGCAUACUGUAGUGAUGGACUCUGUUGCCACCAGUGCAAUUUCAGAAGAAAAGGGGUUUUAUGUCGUCCUGCUCAGGAUGAGUGUGAUCUCCCAGAGUACUGUGAAGGCAGUUCUGAAGAAUGCCCUGCAGAUAGCUACAAGCAAGAUGGCACUGUGUGUGACAGAAUUUACUACUGCUCUGGGGGCCAAUGUAAGAACCCUGACAAGCAGUGCCUCCACAUAUUUGGACGCACUGCAAGGUCUGCCCCAGACAACUGUUACCUCUCAAUGAACAGUCAAGGCAACCGAUUUGGGAACUGUGGCCGUGAGAAUGGGGCAUAUGUUACAUGUACAGGCGAUAACAUAUUUUGUGGAAAACUUAUAUGUACAGAUGUUAAAUACUUGCCACAAAUCCAAUCCCAACAUACAAUGAUCCGGGUUGCUCAUGCAGAUGACUGGUGCUGGAGCAUGGAUGCCUAUAACACUACUGACAUCCCUGAUUAUGGAGAGGUGCAGAAUGGCACUUAUUGUGCCCCAAGCAAAGUCUGCAUGGGUUACACCUGCACUGAUGAUGCUGUGUUCCAUUAUGACUGCAAACCAGAAGUAAUGUGUCAUGGGAAAGGAGUCUGCAACAAUUUAAGGCACUGCCAUUGUGAUGAUGGCUUUGCUCCUCCUGACUGCAGAAAUCCAGGAAAUGGAGGCAGUGUGGACAGUGGCCCUGCUGGCAAACCACACGAUGGAUUGCCAACUGAAAAUGAAGGUGGAAGUCAUAGUAUUGGUCGUCGUGACGAGCACAGUGGUGGUGAGAACAAUGAGAAACAAAACAUUGGCAAGGCAGUAUAUGUGUUCCCUCUGUUUCUCUUAGUAUUAUUUUUAGGUCUAAUGAUUGUUGCUGGCCUUGGGGCUGGAAUGGAGGCACCCCAGUGCUCAGCGAACAACUUAGAAGACAACCCAGAAGAGAAUGCACCAGAACAGAAAGUGUAUAAAGGACAAGAAGAACAAGAGGCAGAAAAUGAGUGUUUGUAG
Molecule: messenger RNA, 2442 nt
Organism: Castor canadensis (American beaver)
Lineage: Eukaryota; Metazoa; Chordata; Mammalia; Rodentia; Castoridae
Product: disintegrin and metalloproteinase domain-containing protein 1-like
Biological process (GO): male gonad development; proteolysis; binding of sperm to zona pellucida
Cellular component (GO): plasma membrane; sperm head plasma membrane; external side of plasma membrane
Molecular function (GO): metalloendopeptidase activity
Source: RefSeq, a predicted model, not a curated record